Neodiprion fabricii is the source of this 4385-nucleotide messenger RNA. RefSeq names its product ATP-binding cassette sub-family C member 4-like. Gene Ontology annotation, molecular function: ATP binding; ATP hydrolysis activity; ABC-type transporter activity. The coding region runs from base 66 to 4199 and encodes 1377 amino acids. Lineage: Eukaryota; Metazoa; Arthropoda; Insecta; Hymenoptera; Diprionidae. Gene Ontology annotation, cellular component: membrane. Gene Ontology annotation, biological process: transmembrane transport. The transcript has 17 exons. The record is from RefSeq and is a predicted model, not a curated record.
CCAUUAUUCAUUCGAAAAUUGUUCAUAGUGAGGAAUUGACCUGUAAGCUGACCUGGAAUAAAGUUAUGAACACCAAUGAAAGAGACGGAAAAAAAUGUCCAGAGGAAACUUCAAACAUAUUGAGUAACCUGUUUUUCUGGUGGAUGGUACCGAUUUUCCGGAAGGGUGCGAAGAGCAAUUUGCAGAUAACCGAUUUGUGCGAUCCCCCGAAGUCCGAUGAGUCUGAAGGCCUCGGUGACAGGCUCGAAAGAGAAUGGAGGAAGGAAUUGAAGAGAUCGAGCGACAAGUCGGAGAGUAAGCCAAGCUUGUUUCGAGCACUGUGUCGAGCAUUCUGGGUUCCGUUCGUGCUGCAAGGAGCAAUCAUAUUCUGUAAAGAGAUGAUGGCUUGCAUGAUGGUGCCAGUGCUCCAGGGAAAGGUUAUCAGCUACUUUGACCCUGGACAAAAAUUGAUGGAUCGUCAACAGGCCCUGAUAUACGCUGGUCUCCUGGUCCUCCUAACUUUGGUCAACGUUUUGAUCGAUCAUAAUUACUAUGCGCGAACGUUUGAACUGGGGAUGCGAUUCCGAGUUGCGUGUUCCGCCCUAAUCUACCGCAAGGUUCUGCGCCUGAAUCAGUCUGCAUUCGGAAGGACGGCUGAAGGUCAAAUCACGAAUCUGAUAAGUAAUGACCUCGCCCGCUUCGACAUUGUCUUGCCAUUCCUUAACUUCAUCUGGAUCGUGCCAAUGCAGGUAUUGCUGUUGGGAUACAUGAUGUGGCAAUUAGUCGGUGAGGCUGUCCUGGUAGGAAUCGGCGUAAUGAUCAUGCAGACGAUGCCUAUACAAGGGUACUUAAGCCACAUUGCUGGUAUACUGAGGGCCAAAAUUGCUGUCAAAACGGACGAAAGGGUGCAACUGAUGAGUGAGCUCGUUUCCGGAAUACAGGUGGUGAAAAUGUACUCCUGGGAAAAACCCUUCCAGACAUUGGUGUCUAAAACUCGAGCGUUGGAGAUCAAGCUGAUUCGUUAUACGUCGUACUUGAACGGAAUACUCAUGGGCAUUACGGUGUUCGCUGACAGAGUAACACUAUUCCUAACGCUUGUCACCUUUGUGCUAAGUGGCAAUACCCUAAACGCUAAACUUACCUACACGUUAGCUACCCUAUUUAAUUUACUUCAACUGGCUUGCGCUUUUCGCUUCCCUAUAGUUCUUAUCACGAUUGGAGAGACUCGUGUGACUUUGGAAAGAAUAACGAAAUUUUUACUAUUGGACGAAGUGGAACCUUCAAAGGAAUCUGAAUUUUCGGCUGACAAUGGCAGGCUGACUAACGAAAAAUAUACAAUUAAUGAAACACGUCUACAAAAUGGGAAUAGAACCGAAAUGGAGUCUCUAUUGACCAACAGAAUGGGAUACGUAGAGAGCAGUGGUAAACUGAUUAUAGAAAAGACUAAAGUAGGUGAACAAAUUGAACGUGGUGUUGAAAUCGAAAUGGUGAACGUCUUCGCAAACUGGGUCCAUGAUCAGCUGCCACCUACUUUACACGAAGUAUCACUGAAAAUAAAGCGUCACUCACUUUCUGUGCUUGUGGGGCCUGUAGGCUCGGGAAAAUCAUCUUUACUCCACCUUUUACUGGGUGAGUUGUCAGUCAGAGCUGGAGGACUGUCGUUAUUUAGUGGCGAAAACAGUGAGAAAACUAAAAUCGGCAGACGGGACAUUCGAAUCUCUUACGCAAGUCAAAAUCCUUGGAUAUUUCCCGCCACCAUUCGCGAGAAUAUCAUUUUCGGACAGUCAUACGACAAAAAGAGAUAUCAAAAGGUGACGGAAGCUUGCGCACUCGUCAGAGACUUCGCUCAGCUUCCUCAAGGCGACUUGAGUCAGGCUGGAGAGAGAGGAGUCUGUUUGUCAGGGGGCCAAAAAGCUCGGGUGAACCUGGCAAGAGCCCUUUACAGAGAAGCUGAUCUCUACUUGCUUGACGAUCCUUUAAGCGCGGUCGAUUCUCACGUGGGUAAUCACUUGUUCAAAGAGUGCAUCCGAGAGUUUCUAAAAAACAAGACCCGAAUUCUAGUUACUCAUCAAUUACAAUAUCUUCGGCAAGCUGACACUGUCAUAGUUCUGAAUCGCGGCACCGUCAAGUGUCAGGGAACAUAUGAGGAGCUUGCUCAGAUGAAUCCCGAUUUCCUGGCUUCGAAACAGUUGGAGGAAUCCGACGAACCUAGAGUCAAAAACACUGACGAGGAGAACAUGGAAGACGAGGAAAUCACUUCGUCUGUGAAUGAUCAAGCUACGGAACUUUCUGAGAGCAAGGAGAAUUUGGAGGAUGUGGAUGAGGAGGAAGUUGUGACAGGAAGAAUAACGAGUAAAGUGUAUAAGCGAUACUUCUUGGCAGGUGGUAAUCCAUGCUCAUUGAUUUUUAUAACGGCAACAAUUAUAAUCGCGCAAGUGACCGCAAACACAAGUGAUUACUGGUUGACCUACUGGACAAACCAGGAUAGUCUAAGAAGUGCUGGCAAUAAUACAAGCUGCUCGAACCAUACCAGGCAUGAUGAUCAAGAGACCCAAUGGUUUGACAAAUACGGACUGCUGCGUAGAAAUGUCGCGAUUUAUGUUUACACAGCGAUAAUUGUCACUUGCGUUUUCUUUCUCUUACUACGCAGUAUUUUUUGUGUCAGAGUGUGCAUGAACGCCAGUUGCAACCUACACAAUUACAUGUUCGAGAACCUUCUGCGGGCACCCAUGAAAUUCUUCAACGCCAAUCCGUCUGGUAGAAUUUUGAACCGAUUUUCGAAGGAUGUAGGCGUAAUGGAUGAACAAAUCCCUAGAACCUUGAUUGAUGUGGUUCAGACUAUUACUCUUACGAUGGGUAUCUUUGCUAUGGUAGCCGUCAUUAACCCGUGGACCAUGAUACCUGUGAUAAUAUCAGGAGUAAUUUUCUAUGUCAUCAGGAUCUAUUAUCUCAGAACAGCUCGAGACAUCAAGCGACUUGAAGGAGUAGUGAAAAGUCCUGUCUUUACUCACAUCAAGUCUACUCUGGACGGACUGACGACCAUUCGAAGCGGAGGUCCGAUGGUGGGAGAAAUGCUGCGUAAAGAAUUUGAUCAACUUCAAAACGUGCACUCAGGUGCCUGGUAUCUCAUCAUUAUCGCAUCUUCUGCCUUUGGUCUUGUCCUCGAUCUUGUUUCUUCUAGCUACAUGGCUUUCGUUUGUUUCGCCUUCAUUCUGAUAGACAACGGAAAUAUUCUCGGAGGGUCUGUAGGCCUGGCCAUAUCCCAAAGUCUUACGCUGAACGGAAUGGUUCAGUGGGGAAUCAGAAGGAGUACGGAACUAGUAUCGCAAAUGGUCUCAGUUGAGAGACUACUUCAAUACACGGACAUACCCAAAGAGGGACCUUUCACGACUGACAAGCCUCCUCCGACCACUUGGCCUUCUAAUGGUGGUUUAGUCUUCAAGGGUGUUUCUAUGAAAUAUGCUGAAGACAAGCCUCCGGUCCUAAGGGAUCUGACAGUGACCAUAGAGCCUGGCUGGAAGAUUGGCAUAGUCGGCAGAACUGGUGCAGGAAAAUCUUCGCUCGUCUCAGCGCUCUUCCGUUUGAACGGAGAUGGACUGGACGGUGAAAUACUGUUGGACGGAAUAAAUACGAAGUCGAUAGGACUGCACGAGCUGCGCCCCCACAUCUCAGUCAUCCCUCAGGAGCCAAUAUUGUUCUCGGCAAGUCUUCGGUACAACUUGGACCCCUUUAAUGAAUAUUCGGACGACGAGCUGUGGGACAGUCUUCGAGAAGUGGAACUUGGAGAUACGGUGCAAUCUCUUGACUUCAAAGUUGCUGAGGGUGGAUCUAACUUCAGUGUUGGACAACGCCAGCUUAUCUGCUUGGCCAGAGCGAUCAUCAGAAAUAAACAGCUGCUCAUACUCGAUGAAGCAACAGCCAACAUUGACCGCAGCACUGACGAGCUGAUUCAAAAUACCAUAAAACGAAAAUUCGCCCAUUGCACGGUCCUGACGAUAGCGCAUAGAUUGAACACGAUUAUGGACAGUGACAGAGUUUUGGUCAUGGAGGAAGGCUGUAUUGUUGAAUUUGGUCCUCCGCAUUUACUGUUGAAAAAUCAAAAUGGCCAGUUUUUCCAAAUGCUCCAACAAACAGGAACGGCGACAGCGGCUAAACUUUCCCAAACUGCUGAAAGAUCGUAUUUCUUGAAUUCCAAGUGUAAGAAAGUAAUGGAAAGAUGAUAACGGAACUUUGCAGUGAAAAUGAAACUACUGAAGAUAAAACAUCGGCAUUCUUGUUAUUGUCAUUCUUUAUUUGUCACAUUCCAAUUCAUCGCGUAUUUACCAUAUUAUGAUAUUGUGUAUAAAACAAUAUUUCACAAAAAAUCUUUAUCUAAAAUAAAGUUACCCGUUUCCAUUUCAUUCCUG